AAAAUAUGAUUCUUUGCCUGCUGCACCAAGCUUCUUAAGUACUUCUUUUGCCAUUUGGCCACCUGGCUUCAACUACAAUGCAACAAGCUUUAGAACUGGCAUUGGAUCGUGCUGAGUAUAUCAUUGAAAGUGCCCGUCAGAGACCUCCCAAAAGAAAAUAUUUAUCCAGUGGAAGAAAAUCUGUAUUUCAAAAACUCUAUGAUUUAUAUAUAGAAGAAUGUGAAAAAGAGCCUGAGAUAAAGCAGAAGCUGAGGCGAAAUGUGAAUUUACUUGAGAAGCUGGUGAUGCAGGAGACGUUGUCAUGUCUGGUAGUGAACCUCUAUCCGGGAAAUGAGGGUUAUUCACUUAUGCUCAGGGGAAAAAAUGGUUCAGAUUCUGAGACCAUUCGGCUGCCUUAUGAGGAAGGAGAGCUGCUUGAAUAUUUGGAUGCAGAGGAACUACCACCUAUUUUGGUUGAUCUUUUAGAAAAAUCUCAGGUUAAUAUUUUUCAUUGUGGAUGUGUCAUAGCAGAAAUACGUGACUAUAGGCAGUCUGGUAACAUGAAAUCUCCAACGUACCAAAGCAAGCACAUUCUUUUGCGUCCUACAAUGCAGACUUUAAUUUGUGAUGUGCAUUCUAUAACAAGUGACAACCACAAAUGGACACAGGAGGACAAACUCCUACUUGAAAGUCAACUUAUUUUGGCUACAGCAGAGCCUUUGUGUCUUGAUCCUUCAAUAGCAGUGACCUGUACUACAAACAGACUCCUGUACAACAAGCAGAAGAUGAAUACUCGCCCCAUGAAACGGUGCUUCAAAAGGUACUCAAGGUCAUCUCUGAACAGACAGCAGGAAGUAGCUCACUAUUCAACUCCACCUCAGCUCAGACUACUUGACUACUUACAGAAAAGAAAGGAGAGGAAAGGAGCCCAGCAGUAUGACCUCAAAAUUUCUAAAGCUGGAAAUUGCGUAGAUAUGUGGAAACAGAACCCUUGCUACUUGACUGCACCUUCUGAAGUAGAUGUGGAAAAAUAUGCCAAAGUGGAAAAGUCUAUCAAGCCUGAUGACUCACAACCAACUGUCUGGCCAGCACAUGAGAUAAAAGAUGAUUAUGUGUUUGAAUGUGAAGUUGGUAAUCAGCUUCAAAAAACAAAACUGACCAUUUUUCAGUCUCUUGGCAAUCCCUUGUACUAUGGUAAAAUUCAGACAGUCAAAGGUGAUGAGGAAAAUGACAGCCUGUUAACUCCAUCACAGUUCCUUAUUGGUUCGAAGACUGAUGCUGAAAGAGUGGUGAACCAGUAUCAGGAGUUAGUACAAAAUGAAGCUAAAUGUCCUGUGAAAAUGUUUCAUAAUUCGGGUGGAUCGGUCAAUCUUAGUCAUCUUUCUCCAGGGAAGGAAAUGGAACAGCCAGAAAGUAUAUCAGGCUCUGUUCAGUCUUCAGUAUUGGGGAAAGGUGUAAAACACCGACCUCCUCCCAUCAAAUUACCUUCAAGUUCAGGAAGUAGCUCUUCAGGUAAUAUUUUUAGUCCACAACAGUCAAGUGGUCAUCUAAAAUCCCCAACUCCUCCUCCUCCUCCUCCUUCUAAGCCUCCUGGUCUUUCUCGGAAACAAUCUAUGGAUCUUAAUCAAGUUAGCAUGCUCUCUCCAGCUGCCAUGUCUCCUGCAAGCUCUUCACAAAGGUCUGGAACUCCUAAACCAUCUACUCCUACUCCAACCAACACCCCUUCAUCGACCCCACACCCUCCUGAUGCUCAGAGCUCAACUCCUAUUACCCCUUCUGCCACCCCUACUCCCCAAGAUUCAGGCUUCACCCCUCAGCCCACUUUGUUAACCCCGUUUGCUCAGCAGCAAAUGUCUCUGAGCCAGGCACUGCCUGUAAUGACCAUUCCUCUUUCCACCAUGGUAACAUCCAUUACUACAGGAACAACCUCCACCCAGGUCAUGGCAAACCCUGCAGGACUUAACUUCAUCAAUGUAGUGGGCUCUGUGUGUGGAGCACAGACAUUGAUGAGUGGUUCAAACCCUAUGUUGGGGUGCAACACUGGUGCCAUAGCCCCUGCAGGUAUAAAUCUGAGUGGCAUUUUACCAUCAGGAGGUCUGGUACCAAGUGCGCUGCCCGCUGCAAUGCAGUCUGCCUCUCAAGCAGGCAGCCCCUUUGGUUUGAAAAAUGCAUCAAAUCUUCGGCCCUUAAAUCUUCUACAGCUUCCAGGUGGUUCACUUAUUUUUAACCCACUCCAGCAGCAGCAGCAGCUGUCACAGUUUUCUCCACAGCAACAAUCUCAGCAGCCUACAACCUGUAGUCCUCAGCAACAGGGAGAACAGGGGUCUGACCAAGGUCCAUCCAAUCAAGAUCAGGCAUUAUCUGCCCAACAAGCUGCUGUAAUUAACCUGACUGGAGUAGGGAAUUUUAUGCAACCUCAAGCCACAGCAGUUGCGAUUCUUGCAGCAUCAAAUGGCUAUGGCAGCAGCAGCAGCACAAGCAGCUCACCUGCAUCAUCAACACCAUUCAGGCAGCCACUCAAAAAGUAAAAGGAAAAGAGGCACACCGGCCCCUCCACAAUCCUGAGAUUUGCUCCCCACCCCCAAUAAAAAAUUGAUUCAGAGGGGAUUUUUUUUUUUUUUCAGAUUAAAAAGGAGAAAGCUUAAAAUCAAAUCAGUGUUUUAUAUUACUGGUGGGAAAAUGAACUUUUGACGUUACACUGAAAUAAAUGAACUGUUUUUGGAAGCCAACCCUACGGAACUUAGAUUUCAUCUAUAAAGCAGCUAGGGUCUGGUUUCCUUAAGUCACUUAAUUUUUUAACAGAAUGUUUUAUCUUGUAUUUUUUACCACUCAGCAGCAUUGUACAUAGUAUAAGGGUGAAACACAUUUUAGAAAAAAUGAACUUUGUAAAUGUAGUAUUGGUAUUUGUUUAUUUAGUAUAAAAGGUUUGUGAACACUGUAACAAAUACAAUUUUUACAAAUCCA
Molecule: messenger RNA, 2943 nt
Organism: Gymnogyps californianus (California condor)
Lineage: Eukaryota; Metazoa; Chordata; Aves; Accipitriformes; Cathartidae
Gene: SUPT20H
Product: SPT20 homolog, SAGA complex component
Exons: 23
Coding region: 78-2507 (809 amino acids)
Biological process (GO): regulation of transcription by RNA polymerase II
Cellular component (GO): SAGA complex
Molecular function (GO): transcription coregulator activity
Source: RefSeq, a predicted model, not a curated record